CCAAUCGUGUAAGACCACGAUCGCAAUGGCGCCGUGGCUGAAUAGUUUUGUGUUAUCUGGUGGUUGAGUUGAAGCUUGUGAAGCUAACGAAUCCUAUUUUCUUAUUUACGAAGUCUGUAUUGCCGUGGCUCAAUUUUUUAUUUAGUCAUGUAUCAUUGUGGCUUGUUAUUGGUAUUAUUGGAUCUGUCUUUAGAUGUGGUUGGGAGUGUUACUCAAUUAGAGAUUGACAGGCAUUUGGAAUUAGGUAAAGAAUUUCUAGCUAAGGGUCAGCUGCAAGAUGCUUUAUCACAUUACCAUGCAGCUGUCGAGGGAGACCCCAAUAAUUAUCUGACAUAUUAUAAGAGAGGCACAGUAUACUUAGCACUAGGUAAAGCAAAAUUUGCACUCCUGGAUCUUGAUAAAGUUUUGGUAUUAAAGCCAGAUUUUACAUCUGCAAGACUGCAGAGGGGUAAUGUGUUGCUUAAACAGGCUCAAUUUGAUAAAGCUGAAGCAGAUUUUCAUGAUGUGUUGGCAGUAGAACCACACAAUACAGAUGCUUUAAAUGCUUUAUAUAAAAUAGAACCUGCACAGCAAGCUCUGGCAGUUGCAGAAAAUUUAAUGGGAAAUGGUGACUACAUGUCUGCAAUGCACACUCUUUCCACAGUCAUCGAAGUAUGUCCAUGGUCUGUUAAACUUAGGGAACUUAGAGCUGAAUGCCAUGAAGCACUCGAGGAUUUCAUCAGUGCUAUUUCUGAUGUCCGGUCUACAACUAAGUUACAGUCUGAUAACACUGAGGGAUUUUUGAAAUUAGCUACACUGCAUUAUCGUCUUGGACAAGUAGAAGAAUCAUUGAAGGAAAUUCGAGAAUGUUUGAAACUCGAUCCGGAACACUCAAAGUGCUUUUCAUUUUAUAAAAAAAUAAAGAAAAUAGCGAAGUUAUUAGCAGACGCGGAAACGUCCGAAGAUACGAGAGAUUACGAUGGAUGCAUAGUUUCUGCUCAGGCUGUAUUUAAGCUCGAACCAAGUAUAGCAAAUGUACGUUUUCUCGCUCAUCAACUUCUCUGUAAGUGCUAUACUGGCAAUUCGGAUUCGACUAAGGCAAUUCAGAAUUGCCAAGAAGCUUUGAAAAUGCGAAAAGAACCUGGAGUGUAUUGCGACAGCGCGGAGGCGUAUCUCGCCGCCGAGAUGUUUGACGAUGCAAUAAGGGAUUUCAAAGAAGCUUUAGAAAUUAACCCGAGUCUACAAAGGGCGAAGCAGGGUCUUCAUAAAGCUCAACAACGCCAAAAGCUCUCGGAAUCGCGGGAUUAUUACAAAAUUUUGGGUGUGUCGAGGACAGCAUCGAAACGGGAUAUUAUUAAAGCAUAUAGAAAAGCUGCACAAAAGUGGCACCCUGACAACUUUCAGGAAGGGGAGGAAAAGAAACGAGCGGAGAAAAGGUUUAUUGAUAUCGCAGCGGCCAAAGAAGUAUUGACCGACGAUGAGAAAAGAGCGAAAUUCGACCAAGGAGAAGAUCCGUUAGAUCCAGAAUCAGGGAAACAUCAACAAGGUUUCAAUCCCUUCCAAGAAUUCCAUCACUUCCAUGGUUCUCCCUUCCAAUUUAAGUUCCACUUCAAUUAGUCACCUUUUUGAUCUCACGGUACUAGCCCAAGUAAAAUUUCUAAAUUAUCAUAUUGUCACUUUAUACGCGACAUAACCAUUUCAAUCUUAGCUGAAGUUUAAUUUCGCUAAUCUACCUCGACGGUAGUCAUACGUCUUGCAUAUGCAUUGAACCGGAAGACUGUACGCGGAAAAUGUCAAUCACUCGGUAAGUUGGAUAGCUGACCAAUAAUUAGUCACACACGGUGAUGAUAUUCGCGGCAUUUUCAAAUAACAAAUAGGUAAACAAAUAACUAUACGAGUAUGGUUCAUCUUUAUGUUAAGCGUUUCGAUCUUCGGUUUGUUUCUGAAUCAUUGGUUCGUUGAUAUAAUUAUUGAAAGUUAACCUAUAAAUAAUAUCUACGAAUAAUUUCAUACUAUCGCCAUAGUAAAUUAUAAUAAUUUCGAGGCAAUUGAUUUACUGAACAAUAUAUUUUAUUCCUCGUAUAUGUAUAACUACGCUGAUCAGUUGUCAGUUAGAUGAAGAUUUUUUACUAAUCAAUUUCGUACCCUCUAUAAAUGAGCCGUGUAUUAUGACUGUGGCGAACCCAUGUAUACCCUCUGCUUCAUGAUAUAAAAAGUUUGAUAAAUGCCAAUUGCCUCGUAUGCUUUUAGCGACUGGUAGUAAAAUAUUUCUUCUAUUAUUACAACUGGACAUAAAUCAUUUUCAUAAUGAAUGCUAUGUUGGUUCUGUGUAAGAACUGGACAUGGAUUGAAGUGAUAUAAUAAAGAAAUCCUUCCUCUUUGAUUUAAAAAAAAAAAAAAAACUUGAACUCACAUCACAUAUAAUGGACGGCUCAUCUGAAAUAAAAGUGAUUAGAAUCGCAAUUAAUUAAUGCCAUAGAAUAUACGGCGGCGACACUGCCAUCCGAGUGUUACGGCAGGCUGUGGAUCGUUGAGUUUAGCUUGAUACUGUACGAUGAUUGCAUCGAAUGUACACUAGAAAAGUCAUUUUCGGUAAUACAGUAAUCGAGUGCACUUGUUUAAAGUGUGAAUAGCGUAGUAUAGAAUGCAGUGGCAGUUAUGUGACAUUAAUACAAAGUUACGUAGGACAGUGCUGUGUGCGUGUUGUACUUGCAUGAGUGCGAGAAGAACUUUAUGUAAAUACUGUAUCUCUGAUAUCUGUUUAAAUAUAUUUGAAUAAUUUAUACAAACACACUCGUAUCAUUUGCAUAAAAAAUGUGCGAGAAUUUUUAUAAUAAAGUACGCGAAGGGUGUACAUAGCGCUCUUCAACAUUCGUUAUAUUUUAUAAAUUUUCUUAACGUACAUCGAUCUAGGGACAUCAAGACUUUCUUCCAAAUAGUAAUUCUGUUCCUGUACCUGUUAAUUUCUUUGUUAAUUAUUCGUGUACUCGUUUGCAGAUGAGUAUACUGAAAAGCGUUACCGUGUUAUAAAAUAUCGACAAUUUAUUUGUGCUAAAACCAAGAAAUAUAAAGUUAUUUCAUGCAUAAUAUAAGAUUCUAAGAUUCCAUAUUCAUCUCUAGAAUUAAUUUAGCUUCAUAUUUUUAUUGCACAACAGUCUAU
Hylaeus volcanicus is the source of this 3139-nucleotide messenger RNA. It is a transcript of the gene P58IPK, whose product is annotated as dnaJ homolog subfamily C member 3. The coding region runs from base 148 to 1596 and encodes 482 amino acids. Lineage: Eukaryota; Metazoa; Arthropoda; Insecta; Hymenoptera; Colletidae. The transcript has 6 exons. Gene Ontology annotation, cellular component: endoplasmic reticulum. The record is from RefSeq and is a predicted model, not a curated record. Gene Ontology annotation, biological process: protein folding in endoplasmic reticulum. Gene Ontology annotation, molecular function: misfolded protein binding; protein-folding chaperone binding.